This is a messenger RNA of Hyaloperonospora brassicae, 1326 nucleotides long. The record is from the annotation of a GenBank genome assembly. NCBI's taxonomy places the organism in Eukaryota, Oomycota, Peronosporomycetes, Peronosporales, Peronosporaceae.
AUGGUGCGGAAAAAGACCUCCUGGAAGACGUUUAUCGACUCUAGGCACGUCCAUACCCAGCACAAUGUGAAGAAAAAAGACGUCGUUGUCCCUAUUGUACGCUGGAAUCAACCGCCGCAAGUGGAAGUAUCUUCUUUACACGUCUUCCACCUUCCAGUGUCUCAACCAAGUCAGAACUCGUCGUUUGUGGUUAAUGAAGACAGCGGAAAGCGCUCUAUUGGUGUAGAGAAGCAAGUGGGUGCUCGCGGUUAUCAGCUGUGCGUCUUUGCCGGCACAUUGGAUGGCAUUAUUCUGUACUGGAGAUUCGAGCAGGACGAAGUAGCACAGGUUAAUGUUCUCGUGUUUCCAGGCACUGGAAGAAGGAGAUACCCUAUUGUGGGCCUGGUCAGUGGUAUCGAUGAAUGGGGACAAAGCGUGCUGAUAUCUGCGACGAGAGACGGCGAAAUGGCGAGAUGGCAGCUGCCUAAUGGAGCCUGUGCAGAAGCUAACGCUUCGCUGGCGAAAGAGCUGUCGCCGCUGCUGGGACUCGAGAUGCUGUGCAACCAACGAUUUGCGCUUGUCGUGAGUGAGGUGUCAAGGCUCAUGGUGCUGGACACAUGGAGGAUGCAGCUGAUGCACUGUGUGGACACGGCGCAAGAGCAAAUUCGACGGAGUGUUGCUGUGGGAGAGUUGUCCAUGUCAAGACCGAAGUCGACGCAGAAAAGGGUCAUCAUAUCGACAAAUGAGUCGAACGUUGAGACGAAUAGCAGAGACGAAAGUGCGGAUCAAGCGGUCAAUCGCUCAGCGGAAGGACAACGGAUAUCGCCGUCUCGAUCGUCUCCUGCUGGCGGUAUCGAUACGCUUUUUUCUACGAAGAGUGCAACAGCAGCGCGGCAGAAUCAACGGUGGGAUGCAGUGGUGCUAUCACUGGGUGCUGAGGGACUUGUUAAAUGUUUUUUGUGGACACAACCAAGGGGAUCGAUAAGUGGCACGUUUUCUAGCGUCACUGGUAGUAACGUGUCCGCGGACAAUACGCGGGGAUCCUGGUGGGUACAGCGCAGCAGCUGGGUCAUAUCGUGGGCUGAUCAGGCAGAGGACGUCACGUGUUCGCAGAGCACGUCUCUGAAGGACGGGGACAACCUGAACCCACAGACUGCUUUGAUGGGCUCAAUUAAGAACAGCUACUUCCCGCUUUCUGUGCAGGUGUCUUCAGAUUCAUCUUUCGUACUUCUCAUUUGGCAGACCAAGUUUGCUGUACUCAAGCGCAAGUGGUUAUGCCCGCUAGAAGCACGCAGUGAUGUCCAAGCACAUAGUGGACAAGAUAAAAUGUCUAGAACUGCCGGGUGA